Pseudocercospora fijiensis CIRAD86 is the source of this 817-nucleotide messenger RNA. RefSeq lists its product as uncharacterized. Gene Ontology annotation, biological process: vesicle fusion; endoplasmic reticulum to Golgi vesicle-mediated transport. Gene Ontology annotation, cellular component: cis-Golgi network; Golgi membrane; SNARE complex. The transcript is spliced from 2 exons. Gene Ontology annotation, molecular function: SNAP receptor activity. Lineage: Eukaryota; Fungi; Ascomycota; Dothideomycetes; Mycosphaerellales; Mycosphaerellaceae. The record is from RefSeq and is a predicted model, not a curated record. Bases 1 to 678 code for a protein of 225 amino acids.
AUGACUGCAAACAUGGGCAGCUGGGCACAACUACGGCAGCAAGCACGAGCGCAGGAAACACAGACAGAGACCCUAUUUCAUACAUACGCGCAAUUCGCCUCGCAAACAGACAUCGCAGCCAAGCCGACCGACGAUGAACGCAAAACAGAAGAGCAGCUCAAUGAGAUCCUCGAAAAGCGAUCCUCCCUUCUCCAACAACUGGCGCGCGUACUCGACUCUGAAGCGCAACCCUCAGCACUCAAAUCCACAAAUCUUGCCCGACAUCGUGAAAUAUUGACACAACAUCGAACCGAGCUCUCGCGGCUAAAGAGCCAGAUCGAGCACAACCGACAAAGAGCCAACCUCCUCUCCAACGUGCGCUCCGACAUCGAUGCCUACCGAGCACGAGACAACCCCGAGGCAGCGGAGGCGGAAUACAUGCUCGAGGAACGACGCAGAUUAGACAACAGCCAUAACGUCGCGGACAGUGUGCUCAGCCAGGCAUAUGCUGUGAAUGAGAGCUUUUCACUGCAGCGGGAAAGCUUGGUAUCGAUACAAAGGAGGAUUACAGGAGCUGCCGCACAGAUUCCUGGUAUCAAUGGGUUGAUGCAGAGGAUUGGAAGCAAGAAGAGAAGAGAUGGCAUCAUACUGGGCUCGUUCAUUGCUUUCUGCUUCUUGGUAUUGCUGUGGUUCUGGUAGCUCACAGCCAAUAUUCUGCCUUUGUCUUUAGCGCGGCGUCUGAGGGAGGGGGCAUUUCUAAGGAAUUUCAAAGGUAUUCUUCGAGCACUGUACAGUACACCAACCAGAUAUGCUUCCUGGUAGUGAAGUGUGCAAACUG